Messenger RNA from Paraphaeosphaeria sporulosa, 687 nucleotides. RefSeq lists its product as uncharacterized. Bases 155 to 448 code for a protein of 97 amino acids. The transcript has 2 exons. The record is from RefSeq and is a predicted model, not a curated record. Lineage: Eukaryota; Fungi; Ascomycota; Dothideomycetes; Pleosporales; Didymosphaeriaceae.
AUACCUCUUUGGUCAAGGCUGUGUAGUAUGAUCACAGCAUGCUUUAAUUAUGCGCAGACUGGAUGUAUAAAUACUUGCCGCCCCGCUGCACCAACAGGGUCCAUCUUCACCUUCAAGUGUUCCUCCCGACGCCAUUCAACGUACUCCAACGGUUAUGUGUCGCAACAGCAAAUCCUCUUCUGGCCAGUCCCGCUUCGGACGUUUCUGGUUCCGCAGUUCACAGAGCGACAUAAGCACAGCGUCGUCGCCUCGUAGCUUUGAUCAAGAUUCCACGUCGACUUUCUCCAGUCCUACGUUGGUCAAUCAAAGCGCGGGCAGCAUCAGGAGCGCCUCGAAUGCGAGUAGCUCGUCUUCCGUACGGAUUGAUGAACGAGAAGAAGUGCGCGCUACAGAGGAGGUCGUCGCGCAAUGGCUAGCGUCACGGCGGCAAAGAGACCAGCCGGCGUAGUAAUCCUCUUGUAGCCAUGGAAAUGGAUCUCGGCUCGGUUACAGUAUGGCGUCACUUAGAAGGUUCGCACGAUUGAUAGAUGGAGUUUCUUGAGGAUGAGUGGAGGGUCGCAAUAUUGGGUACGACCGGCGGAUUAAUUAUUUGGGAAUCUAGCUUCAAGAAUGGAAUCAGUAGAUUUUGUUGAAGGCAAUCCAAUUGUAUAGGUAUAGAGAUCCAUUGCGAAGUAGGUUCAAACUUAA